AUGUCCCUCUCCCGUGCCGAAAACCCGUGUUUCCUGCUGUUUCUGUUUGUCUUCCAAGCGGUAUUUAUCCUGAUACUCUACCGAGGUGGACCUUCACAUGUGUUCCGGGGGUUUUUACACGCACCGCAGGUCCUGGAUUACUCCAAACCUCACGAUGUGUACACAAACCUCAGCUUGUUUACCCGAGCUCCUAAUGAAGACGCUAAGCCCUACUGCUCGGCACAGUCACCGAUAUUUGUCGGACCAUUAACCAUCACCUUCAGAGUGCUCCCUAGUGAAAAAAUGAUCAUCAGGAAAAACCCUUUCGUUCAGGCUGGUGGCAGCUACAGGCCACCUCACUGCCUGGCCCGCUACAGAUCUGCCAUCCUUGUAGCCUACAGGAACCAGAAGAAGUACCUUCAACACCUUCUCUACUAUAUCCAUCCUUUCCUGCAGCGCCAGCAGCUCAGUUACACCAUCUACUUGAUUCAGCAGGUGGGAAAUGGUACCUUUAACCGAGCAAAGCUGCUCAAUGUCGGUGUCCGGGAGGCCCUGAAGGAUGAAGACUGGGACUGUCUGCUCCUGCACGACAUCGACCUGGUACCUGAGAAUGAUUAUAACCUCUAUGUUUGUGAUGAGUACUAUCCCAAGCACAUGGCCAGUGCUAUGGAUAAGUUUCAGUACACUCUGCCAUAUAAGUCCUUUUUUGGGGGUGUAUCUGCUCUGACUCCAGAACAUUACAUGAAGAUGAAUGGGUUUCCAAACACAUACUGGGGCAGUGGUGGUGAAAAUGAUGACAUUGCUACAAGGAUUCAGUUGGCAGGAAUGAAAAUAGUCCGGACCCCACCUCACCUGGGACGCUACAAAGUUAUGGACUAUGAUAAAGGGAUGGAGACACAAGAGCCUUGGAGAAGGCCUGCUUCCCACCACAACACCAGGAAAACAUGGAAAGAUGAUGGAAUGAAUUCAUUAGAGUUCAAGCUCCUCUCCAGGACUAAGCAUCCUCUUUACACCAACAUCACUGUGGACAUCGGUUAUGUUCCCCCCUUUUCUUAGGGGAAUGGAAACAAAAGGGGUUCUUG
Nestor notabilis (Kea) is the source of this 1061-nucleotide messenger RNA. RefSeq names its product UDP-Gal:betaGlcNAc beta 1,4- galactosyltransferase, polypeptide 3 (gene B4GALT3). The record is from RefSeq and is a predicted model, not a curated record. The transcript has 6 exons. The coding region runs from base 1 to 1035 and encodes 344 amino acids. Gene Ontology annotation, molecular function: glycosyltransferase activity. Lineage: Eukaryota; Metazoa; Chordata; Aves; Psittaciformes; Psittacidae. Gene Ontology annotation, biological process: carbohydrate metabolic process.